Psammomys obesus (fat sand rat) is the source of this 2952-nucleotide messenger RNA. RefSeq names its product serine/threonine kinase 32B (gene Stk32b). Lineage: Eukaryota; Metazoa; Chordata; Mammalia; Rodentia; Muridae. Gene Ontology annotation, molecular function: G protein-coupled receptor binding; G protein-coupled receptor kinase activity; ATP binding. The transcript is spliced from 11 exons. The record is from RefSeq and is a predicted model, not a curated record. Gene Ontology annotation, biological process: protein phosphorylation; regulation of signal transduction; G protein-coupled receptor signaling pathway. The coding region runs from base 86 to 1189 and encodes 367 amino acids.
CUUUGACCACUUCCAGAUCCUGCGGGCCAUUGGUAAAGGGAGUUUUGGAAAGGUAUGCAUCGUACAGAAGCGAGACACAAAGAAGAUGUAUGCCAUGAAGUACAUGAACAAGCAAAAGUGUGUAGAAAGGGAUGAGGUGCGGAAUGUGUUCCGGGAGCUGCAGAUCAUGCAGGGACUAGAGCACCCCUUCCUGGUGAACCUGUGGUACUCCUUCCAGGAUGAGGAAGACAUGUUCAUGGUGGUGGACCUGCUCCUGGGCGGCGACCUGCGCUAUCACCUCCAGCAGAACGUGCACUUCACCGAGAGGACUGUGAAGCUGUACAUCUGUGAGCUAGCCCUGGCUCUGGAGUACCUGCAGAGGUACCACAUCAUCCACAGAGACAUCAAGCCAGAUAACAUCCUGCUGGAUGAACAUGGGCAUGUGCACAUUACGGAUUUCAACAUCGCCACGGUCGUGAAAGGAACAGAGAAGGCUUCCUCCAUGGCAGGCACCAAGCCCUACAUGGCCCCUGAAGUCUUCCAGGUCUAUGUAGAUGGAGGCCCCGGAUACUCGUACCCCGUGGACUGGUGGUCUCUGGGUAUCACAGCCUACGAGCUGCUACGAGGCUGGAGGCCGUAUGAAAUCCACUCGGCCACACCCAUUGAUGAGAUCCUCAACAUGUUCAAGGUGGAAUGUGUCCACUACUCCUCCACGUGGUGUGAGGGCAUGGUGGCUCUGCUGAAGAAGCUGCUGACCAAGGACCCCGAGAGCCGCCUGUCCAGCCUCAGUGACAUUCAGAGCACGGCCUACUUAGCUGACAUGAACUGGGAUGCGGUGUUCGAGAAGGCACUGAUGCCCGGCUUUGUGCCCAAUAAAGGGAGACUGAACUGUGACCCCACAUUUGAACUUGAAGAAAUGAUUCUAGAAUCCAAGCCACUUCACAAAAAAAAGAAGAGGUUGGCCAAGCAUCGGUCCAGAGACAGCACAAAGGACAGCUGUCCCCUGAAUGGACAUCUGCAGCAGUGUUUGGAGACAGUACGGAAGGAGUUUAUCAUAUUCAACCGGGAGAAACUCAGGAGACAGCAGGGACAUGAUGGCCAGCUCUCAGACCUGGAAGGCCGAAUAGGAAGCCAGGCUUCGAGCAAGCUGCAGGACGGUCGAAACAACAACAUCCUGAGCCACACGUGUCCCCGAGGCUGCAGCAGCUAAGCUCACCUGCCCAGAAGGCAUCCUAACUGCCCUGAUACCCAGCACCCCUCCUUUGUUCCCUGAUGGUCCCCAUCACACCCCUAAAGCAUAAUAUGCAGAAGGAGCUCUGUACUAAGGUCUAGAGAACCUGGGCUCUCGUCCCUGCUUCCAACUGAUUCACUGUGUGACCUUGAAAAAAAUCAAGGUCACACAUUCUCUGUGCCUCGGUUUUCAGCGUCUGCGGAAGGGGUUAAACAGCUCUCUGCCCCAUCUCCAGUCACAUAGUUGUGAGAAUCCUGUUGAACUGCAGAUAUACAUAAACUCUUGGGCAUUGAUAAAAAAGAGUUUAUACAUGUAAAAUAUCUCAAUAUUUGAAGCGUUCCCCUGGCCCCCCAAACAAUUUAAACCAUGAGAACUUUGCAAUUUGGUCCACCCUAGCUUGUUAGAUACCACUUUUAACAAUAUAUAAAUAGCUGGCACGUUUGCUGUUCCUAUGGGACUCCCAGGUCCCAAAGCAACCAAGAAGAGCCAUCCACAGAUUUCCUGGCCUUCUGGAAUGGUACAAAGCAUAAAGACCAGCAUAAAGACCAAGCCCAGGGGGUUCCAUGCUGCAGAAGUGCUUUUCCCUGACUCAUGGAAGGCUGCCCCACCUUUGGAUUUCAGCAAUCACCAGCUCUUACCAUACCCCCAUGUCCCUAUGCCGAUGGCACUCAGGUGCAUCUCUGGUCAUUCGUCCCUCCCACAGAGUAUCAUGGGAUCCCAGAGGAGACCCAUCCUGCACCAGUGCCCACCAUCCUUCCAGAUUUUUCUUCCUUGGAAGAGUAUAAAAUAAGCCCAGUCACUCAAGGGCUCCCUGGCUGGGCAGGCAGAGCUUCCUCUUGAUCUAUUAAGAAGCCUCGGUGCUUAGAGUCUAUUGUAGACAGAAGCAGACACACUCAAGAAACAAAGCAUUUUUUGACCUGGCCAGGGACCAGAUGACCCUUGAGAUGAGGAUGCUAGCAAAGCUGCUGCCAAGACUGGAAGACACCCACAAGUCACGUGAUUGUUCAAGGGUCAAUUUCCUCACUUUCAAACAGGAAGAAGGUUGACCUUGCAGAGUUGUUAUGGGGCUUGAUAAGAUCCCAUGUGUACCACAGUGAUGACUAACAGCCAGCAGCCAUUUGUCAUCACUUCUCAUCCUCCUCAUUUUUCCAUCAUUACCAUCAUCUUCUCCUUCCUCCUCUUCCUCAUUAUAUUUAUCGUCAUCACCACCAUCACGAUCACUAUCCUCCUCCUCUGUACUUUCUUGCCAACAUGGCAGGUCUGUUUUCUGUGGACCAAGGAUACUCCAAGUUUACAAUUUUUUUUCUUUUCCUACCUGGAGCCUCUGAGGUCUGGACAUCCCUGCUGAGAUCAACUGUUUUCAUUUUUGCAUCAGUUUCCAUUUUCCACUUUCUCACUAUGAUUCAAGUCUGUCAGUGUCAUCGCUUAGAUCUCUUGGGAGACAUUUUAAUGUAUGGUAAGGUUUUACACUUUCCUUAAAAUAAAAGCAUUAUGUCCUCCCUUAACUGAGUCCCCCCACGUCUGUCUCCUGCCCAUUCUAGUGUCUCCUGGCCCUGUCUGCCCUCCUUGCCCUCCAGGAUGCCGUAGCUGUUAUUCUCUACACUGUGACCUGGAAGCAGUACAAUUUCUUCUUGGGAUGAGCUUGUGAAUGAGAGGUGGGGGUGGGGUGGAAGUAACAGGAUGGGGAAUCCUGAUUUCUUGGCUCUGUUUUGUCCAUGUUUCUUGUUCAGAAUAAAUAAUCA